GCGGAAGAGACAGGAAGUAGAUCUGCCCCUAGUUGCGGAGGUCUCUCUUCUGGCUAGCCCCUCUUCACAGCUGGCCGCAGCUGGCCCAGGAGGCCCCUAUUAAGAAGGAGGGGACACUGUUCACAAGUCUGGGCAGCGUCCACAAAAUAUGAGGGGCCACCCCUCUGUGCUGCUGCUAUACCUGGGAUUAACCACCUGCCUGGACUCCUCACCCAGCGGGAAGCACGACCAAGGCCCAGAAGUCUUCCUGGACUCUCCAGAGGCCCAGAGCUUCCUGGGCAGCCAUAGCCGGAUUCCGCGAGCCAAUCACUGGGACCUGGAGCUGCUCACCCCUGGGAACCUGGAACGGGAGUGUUGGGAGGAGAGGUGUUCCUGGGAAGAGGCACGGGAAUAUUUUGAGGAUAAUACUCUGACGGAGCGCUUUUGGGAGAAUUACAUCUACAACGGCAAAGGAGGGCGUGGACGGGUUGAUGUCGCAGGCCUGGCUGUGGGGCUGACAUCCGGCAUCCUGCUCAUCGUCCUGGCCGGCCUGGGGGCCUUUUGGUAUUUGCACUGCCGUCUUCGGGGCCGAGGCCAGCAGCCCAGUCCUCAAGAGGCCGAGCUCAUCAGCCCCCUGAGUCCCCUAGGCUCUCUGAGCCCGCCGACUCCCCUGCCUCCCCCUACCCCGGGGCUCCCCACCUACGAACAGGCGCUGGCGGCUUCUGGGGUGCACGACGCACCUCCGCCCCCCUACACCAGCCCCGCCCCCGGGGUAGGCGAGCGUGGAAACUCGGACCCAGCCCCACAGGCCAGGAGUGCGGGCGCCCGCGUGAGAACGUGUGACACGGCCAUCGCCGUCGCCGCCUUGUGCAAAGAUGGCUGCACCGUGAGCGCAGAGGAGGAGGAGGCGGCGGCGGCGGCGGCGAGAGAGCGAGCACCCAGCGCCCGCACCCACCCCGGGGCCGCCCGGGACGCCCCCUCCUGA
Messenger RNA from Sus scrofa (pig), 964 nucleotides. NCBI's taxonomy places the organism in Eukaryota, Metazoa, Chordata, Mammalia, Artiodactyla, Suidae. The record is from RefSeq and is a predicted model, not a curated record.